UUUCCUGCAGCUGUGUAGAGACACUGCAGUGCGCUCUGCUGUUCAUAAGAAUAACUUGGACAGGCGAGGCGAAAUUUAUCAAAUUCUGCAGUUUUGAUCCGUCAUCAUGGCCGAAGCGUCCAAUCACUCCCCUGCCAAUGACAAUGAGCAAGAAAAGCAACAGCUAAACAAGGAGAAGAAACACGACUCUGGAGCGGCGGAUCUAGAGAAAGUCACGGAUUAUGCCGAGGAGAAAGAGAUCAUCUCGACUUCAACAGACCUCGAGGAUGCGAUAACUAUUAUACGCAACAGAAAAGUGGCCGAAUCCGCGGAGCAGUUGGCCAGAGAACGAGAAUUGGCCAAAGUAGCCAUUAACAAAGAAGAUGUGGAUCUCAUCCUUAACGAACUUGAAAUCAACAAGACCAAAGCUGAGCGCACCCUUCGUGAGCAUCAGGGCAAUGUCGUUGAAGCUCUAGCUGCCUUGACCAAUUGAUUAAUAAACAUUUCGUUGUCAUAUACAAA
This is a messenger RNA of Tigriopus californicus, 501 nucleotides long. Its product is annotated as huntingtin-interacting protein K-like. NCBI's taxonomy places the organism in Eukaryota, Metazoa, Arthropoda, Copepoda, Harpacticoida, Harpacticidae. The transcript has 3 exons. The record is from RefSeq and is a predicted model, not a curated record. The coding region runs from base 107 to 472 and encodes 121 amino acids. Gene Ontology annotation, biological process: protein stabilization; negative regulation of apoptotic process.